Pecten maximus is the source of this 7785-nucleotide messenger RNA. RefSeq names its product MORN repeat-containing protein 1-like. NCBI's taxonomy places the organism in Eukaryota, Metazoa, Mollusca, Bivalvia, Pectinida, Pectinidae. The transcript has 15 exons. The coding region runs from base 445 to 2370 and encodes 641 amino acids. The record is from RefSeq and is a predicted model, not a curated record.
UGAAUGGGACCUGGAGAGCUCGGGCGUAACUCAGGAUAUCACCGGUGGUAGUUCUGUGGAUUAUGUUAAUAUGUCACUAAACGACCAACGGUUUCAACUCUACCUUUCAUAUAUACAACACUAGAGCUUUAAGCUACAUAUUAAAUUGAUACCUCUAUUGUUGGUUAUUGGAGCUUAAGUAGAUUUCUGUAGAGAACACCAAACACCAGGGACACAACAUGUAAGUCAGUGGCAACUCAUUGGUGUUCGUUUAGACCACAACUUUUUAUUUUCUUCUUUGAAAUGAUAAUUUAACAUUAGAUAUCUGGGAUAUUUCGAUUGAGAUCUUUGGAUUUAUUCAGUGUGAUUCUGGGGACAAUCCUGAUGGUGUGUAAUGGACACUGAAUGUUGAGCAUAUUGAAUUCCUAGCUUUGAUACAGGAUCAGUAUAACAGCUCAUAGGUUGAUGCCACUGAAACAUCAAAGGUUGGGCAAAAUGCCACUGAUGCCACAUCACCCUGGUGGCAAGUCGCUGAGCCACAAACACGGACAUGGUGGACUAUCACCCGAAAACAAACACGCACGCAAUGGACAUUCACCUGAAAACAAGCUUAAAGCCAUAAAGUUUGAGAAAAAUGAGGAUCUGGAGUAUAAACUCCCAUUUCUCCCAAAAUCAAUUAAAAAGGACAAGAAACCUUUGUCAGAAAGGAACGCAUGUACCUACAACUCUAUACCCAAGAAUGGCACAGGUUUAGGAGUGUACACAUAUGAAAACAAAUACUUCAGAUAUGAAGGACAGUGGAGAAAUGGUAAAAAGCACGGUCAUGGAAAACUUCAAAUGCAAGAUGGAAGUUAUUAUGAAGGAACUUUUAGUGAUGGUGAAAUUAACGGUCAUGGUUUUCGCUACUUCUCUACAUCUGGGUGUAAAUACACAGGACAAUUCCAUAAAGGAGAACUUCACGGUACUGGUAAAAUGAUAUAUACAGACGGAUCUAUCUAUGAUGGUCAGUGGUACCGCAAUCGUAAACAUGGGUAUGGUGUGAUGCGAUCCUCUGAGAGUGAAGUGUAUGAAGGAGCCUAUCAAUCCAAUCUGCGCCAUGGUGAAGGCCUCAUGUUGUACUCAUCUGUGCGUGUUGACGACGUCAGCAAUGGUGACAAGUAUGCUGGUCAGUGGGAAAAUGACCGACGGUAUGGAGAGGGAGAGCUGACAAGCAUUAACGGAACUGUAUAUACGGGCCAUUUUAUAGAUAACCUGUUCCAUGGGGUAGGAUUACUCAAACAUAUAUCUGGUUAUUACUACAACGGAGAGUGGGCUUACGGUCAGCCAAUCAAGAUUGCCACCAAACUAGUCAUCAAGAUUGAGGAAAAUCCUUGGAUCAUCAGACAGGGCGUCCCCUUCUCUGUCAGGGUUGAAUGUCAAAAUGAUGAAGGCGAGAUCAUUGAGGAACACGGCCGUGAACUGCGUCUACAAGUUGGAUUUAAGUAUUAUGCACCUAAAGAGGGUUCUGUUUUGUUUGAUAUGAUUGAGGAUGUGGAGGACCAGCCAAUAGACACACCAUUUGGUUAUCAAGUGGUUUCCUAUCCAGUAUCUGACCAGAUCAACAUGUCUGAUGGUGGUGACGGGCCCCCAGAUGAGGAUGAUAAGGACGAUGAACUGUCAAAGUCACACACACAGACAGAUAUUAUUGAGGAUUCCCCAGAGGACCAGGGAGAAGAGGAACAUGAGGAAGAGGAGAAAGAAAAAGGUGAUGAUGGGUUGGAGAAGAAGGUAGAGGAGGAUGAGACAGGCGUUGCUGUGGGAACUGAUGAUGAGGGUGUAGCUAUCGGAGGAGAGAGAGCGCCAGAUGGUAUGGUAGAGGAAAAAACCGAGAUAGUUGAGGAGAAGGAAUCUGUGACGCUUCCCCCACCCGUCCCUAACCACCGAUGUGAGAAUGGUGUAAGUGACUGGGAUAACCUCCAGCUGGCACCAGCACCACCUAUGUAUAGACCAUUCGUUGCCAUGGAGGAAGCAGCACAUGGAAAAUUUUCAAAAACAAAAUCAAAAGCAAAAAUAGUUCGAAAAUUCAGUACAGCGGUUAAUUCCAUCACAGUGCCCCAAGUUGUUCACGCUUCAAGUAUACUUGAUAGAUAUAGGAAACAGAGAGAAAAGGAAAGACAGGAGAAGUAUGCCAAAACAGGUGAAUAUGUGUUGAUGGUUCAUGAUGUCACAGAACCCCCUGCCAUGGACAGAGUCCUAGAGCCAGCAUUCCAUCUACUCAAACUGAAGCGACCCAAACGUGAGCCUGUUAAAAAGGAAAAGGGACCAAGGUGGGACACCUCCCGUCAUAUUGCUGCUGCCAUGCAGAGAUCCGAGUCCAUUACCAGUCUCGGAACUCCAUCACUAGCACAAUGAUAAACUCACAUCAUAGUUACCUCCCUUGGACAUUCCACCUGAACCAGAUAUUACCACGGACAUAAGUUUUCUUGACUCUUCAGUUGUGCCUGUGGAUGUUGCCUGAACUCACUCCUGCUGACAAAUGAUCUAAACUGAUAUGCAAACCUAAUGUGCCAAUUAAGUUCAAAGCCAAUUAUUUCUCCUGUAGGUACAGGUAUCGAGUACAUGUAUUACAUACAGGUAUCGCGUACAUGUAUGACUUUUAUUACUAUCAUUUUAGGAACCUCUUGAUUCUUUGUAAACAUUCUUUGUCAACAAUUCAUAUACCCCGCUUUCUAAAUUUGAUCAUGAUAAAAAUAUAUUGUUAAAAUUAACGUAUUUUUUGUAAGAGCAGAAAUAUUUAAUAAUCAUGGAUUACAUUCUCAAUCGAGUACAUUAAGUUAUAAUAACAAUACAAUUUGUAUUGUUUCAUACUGACAGUAUAAUCAUGGCUGACAAGUUUUCAUUUAUAUUGUCAAUUAAACAAUGAUGAAUAUUUUAGAUAUUUUAUUAGUAAAAAGUAAAUAACUUAUUCCUCAAAGAAAUGUAAUUUCACAUGUGCUUGUUAAUGAUAAGAUUUUGAAAAAUUACUGUAAUUUAUGAAAAGAUAUAUUUGAUACCUGCAUGUUUGAUAUCCUAAAUUUGUGUACUAUGUACGUCUUUUUGUCUGCCCCAGGGAUUAUUUCACCUAUACUGUUUAACCUUAAACUGCCAAAUGUUGCUUGCAAGUACACCUCUGGAGAUUGGGACUCAUACUAAAACAAGGCUCUCGAUCCCACCAGAAUUAUGGCCUUUUUUUAUAUCUUUGUUCGACGGGAGGGACUAUGGAUUGCCUGCAAUACUCUGCCAAGUUUUGGUGUUAAUUAUUGAUUUCCUGAAGCAUUAAAUAGCAUGCCUGUUUGCCAUUUAAUUUGCAUUGCUGUUCAUUCUUUUUAAAAGCAUUACAAAAUUUGUUUUGAUAAAAUGUUGAAUAAGCUGUAUUUUUAAUUAUCAUCAUUUUUUCUGUUUUCUGUUGACAUUUUAUUUUCUGUUGGUCUUUUUCUAUUUUCUAAACAUUUGUGGUACAUUAUUCACUAGUUAUUUCCCUUUACUCUCAUCGCCCCAUUAGAUAUCUCCCUUUACUCUCGUCGCCCCAUUAGUUAUUUCCCUUUACUCUCGUCGCCCCAUUAGUUAUCUCCCUUUACUCUCGUCGCCCCAUUAGUUAUUUCCCUUUACUCUCAUCGCCCCAUUAGAUAUCUCCCUUUACUUUCGUCGCCCCAUUAGUUAUUUCCCUUUACUCCCAACGCCCCAUUAGUUAUCUCCCUUUACUCUCCUCGCCCCAUUAGUUAUCUCCCUUUACUCCAAUCGCCCCAUUAGUUAUCUCCCUUUACUCUCCUCGCCCCAUUAGUUAUUUCCCUUUACUCUCGUUGCCCCAUUAGUUACUUCCCUUUCCUCCCGUUACUCAAUUAAAUCUGUUACAUGUUGUGAUACAUACAGUUAUAUUAUUUAUCAUGAAAAUUUGUUUUCUGUUGAUUUUAUUCAAAUGUGAAUUUCAAAGUUGUAUUUAAAAAAGCUUUCUGUAAAACUGCUGAUCAAGUAUCUGUUUUAUUCAUAGUUCUUAAUAUGCAUUUUAUCUGGGAAAAAUCAAGGAAACACAUAUAUUAAUACAUUCAUUCAUUUACGUUUUAUGUAUAGAUUACCUCCCUUUGACUGUUGGAUACCUUUACAUUUGUAAAUUACCUGUAAAAAUGGUAAAAAUUAACAGCAUUUUACAUUUCAUUACUGUGAAAAACCUGUUUUUAUUUUUUGGGGUUUUCCCCCAAUUUACCAUUCUAUUAUUCAUUUUGGCCAAAUGUAUCCAAUAUACACAAACAUAUUGUGAAUAUAUUUCAGAUGUUAAGGUAUGUAUUGAUUAUACAAAGGCUUAAUGUGAAAAAAAAACAAAAACAAAACAAAACAAAAAAUACCAGUCAUUAUCUUGUGGAUUUAUUUGUGAUCACACAGGAAAUAUGAACUUUUAAGACGACGUUUUAUUUGUGCUUGGGGUGAUAUGUCCAUGAUCAGUGUUGAUACAGAUAAGCCUGAAGGGAUAUAUCAUCAUCUGUCACCAGUCUACACUCAUCAUCUCUAAAUCAUUACGUCACUUUUUAUAUGGAGAAGACAGGAAACAAAAAACAACUAGUAUUUCUUUUUAAACUGUUACUAAUGUAUGACUAAGCGAGGCUGGUGCCAUGCAACCAGGUGUGACGUAGCUCGUUAGGGUUGUUUGUCAUCUCGUACCUUACAGGUAAAUAUCAGUGUCUCCCGCCACCAAGUCAAACCAUUCAUGUGCAUCCAGCCAUGUAUGCUAAAUAUUUAAUUAUCAAAUUCCUCUUCGGGGCAAUUAUUUGCAAAAUGUACAAUCGAUUCAUUACCUACCGAAUAAAAUUGACCUUUAUUGAUAAAGGGACUUGGUUUUUUCCAGACAGUGUCUAGACAGAGGUUAGAAGUGAUAUGAGAAAUAAAAGAAUCAAAGUAUUUUUUUUUCUAUUAUUUAAACUGAAAGUUUCAAAUAGAUAUUUCGUCAUACAUAUGGGUUGGAAUAUAAUGGUAAUCAUGCAUAUACAUAAUGUUUGUUUUUAUUUCACUUUAUAUUUGUAAAUGUUAUUCAAAACAUUUUUUAUUACAAAUGUUAUAUUGAUCAAAUCUUUUCUUUAAAUGGAAGCGCUACUCACUAUGUGAUAUUUAUACAUUUACGGUAAGUGUCUCUAUAUUUGCUUGCAAAUAUUAAGAUGGCCAUUAGGUGGAUUAUCUGAACUGUGAUUUUUAAUUGUGUGUAAUAGAAUUGCCUGUGUGAGAAACAGAAUUUGACACUUGUGACUUUUAUUUAUAAUUUACAAUUGAGUUUGUAUGAUAGAGUUGUUUACAUGUAAGUGAGAAAGAGAAUAUUAUACUUGUAGCUUUGAUAAUAUAUAAGGUAUGGUGUAAUACAUAAGAAAAACAAAAUCUUAUACUUGUGUACAUUUAUAUUUUUACAUUGAUAAUACUGUGAUAUGCAAGUCUGAAACAGAGUUUAGACAGAAUCUACGUGUCUCUGUGACUCUGGCCUUCAGUAAUAUCAGUUUUAUGUUAGAGACAGAAUCUAUGUGUCUCUGUGACUCUGGCCUUCAGUAAUAUCAGUUUUAUGUAAGAGACAGAAUCUACGUGUCUCUGUGACUCUGGCCUUCAGUAAUAUCAGUUUUAUGUAAGAGACAGAAUCUAUGUGUCUCUGUGACUCUGGCCUUCAGUAAUAUCAGUUUUAUGUUAGAGACAGAAUCUACGUGUCUCUGUGACUCUGGCCUUCAGUUAUAUCAGUUUAUGUAAGAGACAGAAUCUAUGUGUCUCUGUGACUCUGGCCUUCAGUUAUAUCAGUUUAUGUAAGAGACAGAAUCUAUGUGUCUCUGUGACUCUGGCCUUCAGUUAUAUCAGUUUAUGUUAGAGACAGAAUCUACGUGUCUCUGUGACUCUGGCCUUCAGUAAUAUCAGUUUAUGUAAGAGACAGAAUCUACGUGUCUCUGUGACUCUGGCCUUCAGUUAUAUCAGUUUAUGUAAGAGACAGAAUCUAUGUGUCUCUGUGACUCUGGCCUUCAGUUAUAUCAGUUUAUGUAAGAGACAGAAUCUACGUGUCUCUGUGACUCUGGCCUUCAGUUAUAUCAGUUUAUGUAAGAGACAGAAUCUAUGUUUCUCUGUGACUCUGGCCUUCAGUUAUAUCAGUGUAUGUAAGAGACAGAAUCUACGUGUCUCUGGCCUUCAGUAAUAUCAGUUUUAUGUGAGAGACAGAAUCUCUGUGUCUCUGUGACUCUGGCCUUCAGUAAUAUCAGUUUAUGUAAGAGACAGAAUCUGUGUGUCUCUGUGACUCUGGCCUUCAGUAAUAUCAGUUUAUGUAAGAGACAGUAUCUAUGUGUCUCUGUGACUCUGGCCUUAAUUCAGUAAUAUCAGUUUAUGUAAGAGACAGAAUCUGCGUGUCUCUGCAUGUGACUGGCCUUCAGUAAUAUCAGUUUAUGUAAGAGACAGUAUCUAUGUGUCUCUGUGACUCUGGCCUUAAUUCAGUAAUAUCAGUUUAUGUAAGAGACAGUAUCUAUGUGUCUCUGUGACUCUGGCCUUAAUUCAGUAAUAUCAGUUUAUGUAAGAGACAGUAUCUACGUGACUCUAUAUGACUCUGGCCUUAAUUCAGUAAUAUCAGUUUAUGUAAGAGACAGAAUCUGCGUGUCUCUAAUGGUGUGUCGUUGUAUUGUUACUGUCCUCUAACUCCUCACACAUGUAUUUAUACUAUGUAUAAUGAAGCUGUCACAAUGCUGUUGUGUUAAUAACCUAGAGGACAAAUAUGGACGAGGUCAAAUUUUUCAUUGUUACUUGUUUUAAGAUCAUGAAUAUUUUAUAUUGAGCAAAAGGGCAAAUAUUUUUCAUAAAUUUAUAUUUAUAAUGAAUCUGUCAUAUUUUUUGCUCACCUAUGUAGUAAAAAAUACAUGUUUAUUUCAGUUGUGUUUAGUUUAUUCUUUAAAUAUGGAGUAAAUGUGACAUGGAAAGAUCUAGAUAAUAUAAGUGUAAAUUAUUAAAUUGUGUUGAUGUUGCACUUAUUCCACAUUAAUGACACAGCCUCUAUCAUGUACAUGUAGGCAAUAUAUCGAGUGAAAGCAUAAUGAACAUGGUACUGCUUGCCCACCAAUCUGUCAUUCAAAUUUAAUAUUCCUGUCGUAUUAAGAGAGUUCAAUGGUUAUACAUUUCGAACACUUAUUGCUCAGUUUUUCAUAAAUAUUUGAAUUUUUUUUCAAUGUGAGGCCCAAUGGACCUAUAUUGCUAACCUGCUAUAAAUACAGUGUGUGUCAUUGAUGUGACAGCUAAAUGGCAUAACUUUCUAGGUAAGUAAUGUCGGACAGAGAUGGCUAAUGGAAGUCGACUGUCAAAAUUUCCAUAAACAUGUGAACAUUUAAAACAAAAAAUAAGAAAGAUUAUCAAAAGAUAUAAUAAUCACAAGAAUCUUUAUAUCAUUGAUAUAGGAUUAUGAGUGAUUCAUACUCGAGGAAUGUUAUAGUCGGUUGGAGAGACCUUGGAAGUUCAACAAGAGAUCAUUUUCAUAAAGUGAUGCAAUAAAUUACCUGCUUGGUCUGCCAUACAGGUAAGAUAUAGCAAGCUGUCAGUCAACUUCUCAGGUAGAUAUUAAAUGUUAUUGCUGAUAGGUUAUGUGAAAUGUUCAUACAUUCUAACUAUUUCUCACCAAUUAGUAAAAAAGAAUCUAGUGUUAUUUUUAACUAGUUUAUGCUGACAAAAAUUAUGUGUGGUUCUUUCAAAAUCAAGUUGACAAUGCUCUUUCCUCUGUUGUCAACAGUCUAUAUAUAAACCAGACUCUGGUAUUGAAGUACCUUUUUUAUGACCGAUUAAAAAUCAAUGAAAACUUGA